AUGACCCGUAAGUCGACUUUUUGGCUUGAUUUUGCUUGUUUUUGUUCGAAAUUUAGAUAAAAUACGAAGAGCCUCUCUGUACCUCUCUUUUGAGACUAAUUUUUAUCUAAACUUUAUUGUUUUCGAGGGUUUUUUGAGGAUUCUUCUGUUAGGACCUAGUGCAAUGUUGAAGGCCAUGAAUACCACUGAGAUUGGCUAAAUGCUUUCCUUCAUUUGAUUUGGCAAUCUUUAUUAGACCUUUUAUUGGCAUCUGGACAAAAUUUUUGGCUUGUUUCUCCAAGCUUUAAUUUUUUAUGACCUUGAACUCUUGGACUAGUAUAAUAUAGAGAAAACUCAGCGGUUUGGACUAAAUUGGCACUCGCAGGCAACUAGAUCAAGCCUUCAGAGUUUCUGGACGUUUCUCUAUCAUAAGAUUUCCCGUUCACUCCAAAAACAUUUGCGAAGUCAACGAAAAACCGGUUAUUCGCUUGACCGCCGAGUGCAGUUCGUUUUUUCCAGUUGAUUUUGGGUGCGGGAAUGAAAAAACACAACACAAAGAGCAGUUGAGGGCUGAAGCAAAAGAUUAAACAGAAGGUUUACAAAAAUUCAUGAUAUAAAUAUUAAAAAUUUAUGUUACACUAGAUGAUCAAAAUUUUAUCCACAAAUUUUUUUCAGGUGGUAACCAACGUGAGCUCGCUCGUCUGAAGAACCUCAAGAAACAACAAGAUCAAGGGAAGAGCAAGUCGGCUGCGGAUCGUGCCGCCGGCGUCUCCACCGACACCCGCCUCAGUCGCGACGCCGACAUCAUGAGACAAAAGCAACAGAAGGCGCUGGAGAAGAAGCAGGCCGAAGAGGCGGCCAAACUCGCCAAGGCAGCGCCGAAGGUGGUCAAGUUCGACCCACUGAAGUAA
Bursaphelenchus xylophilus (pine wood nematode) is the source of this 890-nucleotide messenger RNA. The record is from the annotation of a GenBank genome assembly. Lineage: Eukaryota; Metazoa; Nematoda; Chromadorea; Rhabditida; Aphelenchoididae.